Molecule: messenger RNA, 6441 nt
Organism: Motacilla alba alba
Lineage: Eukaryota; Metazoa; Chordata; Aves; Passeriformes; Motacillidae
Gene: TMEM121
Product: transmembrane protein 121
Exons: 2
Coding region: 803-1741 (312 amino acids)
Source: RefSeq, a predicted model, not a curated record
CGGGGCGGCGGGCAGCGCGGCGGGGGCGGCGGGGCUGAGCGCCGGGCGGCCGGGGCUCCUCGGCCCCGGGGGGGGGCACCCGCCCGCCCGCCCGGCGCCGCACCCGGCUCCGCACCCGGCGCACGGAUUUACGGCGCGGACUGCAGCCUCCGGAGCGGCCCGGCAGGAAUGGAGGGAUGCGGGUACAGCUGGGAGCAGCAGGACACCGGCACAGCCCUGUGGGGAUAGGCGUGACGGUGAUUGCCUGUGAGGACACAGCAGGAACCCCCCCAGACCCCGGAGGAACCUGGGAUCUCACUGGGAACAGGGAGAGCUGCCCUUCUGCCCCGUCGCCUGCCGUGUCUCCAGGGAUCUAUAGCAGGGUUUGGGGCUUGGAGCCUGGAGGCGUCUUAGUGCCAUAGGACUGCUGGAGAGCCUGACAGCGAUGGGGGACCCGCCACCGAGGAGGGACGUUCCUCCAGGAGGCCCUGCACACCCGUGAGCCCUGGCUGCCGGUGGUGGAGGGUGCCUGGGGCUGGGCUGCUCAGCCAGCCCUGGGCUGGGGGCAGAGCCACGGUGCCUGCAGGGCACGGCCCCUGAGGGGCGAAGGGCUGGCGUGGGGUCUGCAGGGGCAGCCCCAAGCCCCGGGACAGUGGGGCUGCCAGCCGAGCCACUGCUCCUCCAGGCACCCCUUCCUGGGGUGGCAGCGGGGGACAGAGCGGCGCUCGGUCCCUGGGCUGGCCGCGGAUGUGCCCCCGCGCAGCGCCGGCGGGACCGCUCGCCUAGCGCCGGCGCCGAGGGACGCAGGGCCGCCCGCCUCACCAUGGUGCUGCCGCCGCCCGACAAGCGCCACGUCUGCCUGACCACCAUCGUCAUCAUGACCAGCAUGGCCUUCAUGGACGCCUACCUGGUGGAGCAGAACCAGGGGCCCCGCAAGAUCGGCGUCUGCAUCAUCGUGCUGGUGGGGGACAUCUGCUUCCUCAUCGUGCUGCGCUACGUGGCCGUGUGGGUGGGCGCCGAGGUGAAGACGGCCAAGCGGGGCUAUGCCAUGAUCCUGUGGUUCCUCUACAUCUUCGUGCUGGAGAUCAAGCUGUAUUUCAUCUUUCAGAAUUACAAAGCAGACAAGAAGAACCUGGAGACGGUGGCCAGGAAGGCUCUGACCCUACUGCUCUCCAUCUGCGUGCCGGGGCUCUACCUGGUGCUGGUGGCCUUGGACAGCAUGGAGUACAUACGGACCUUUCGGAAGAAAGAGGACUUGCGGGGACGCCUCUUCUGGGUGGCCCUCGACCUGCUGGAUAUCUUGGACAUCCAGGCCAACCUGUGGGAGCCACACAGGACCGGCCUGCCCAUCUGGGCAGAGGGGCUCAUGUUCUUCUACUGCUACAUACUCCUCCUGAUUCUGCCUUGCGUGUCCCUCAGUGAGAUCAGCAUGCAAGGGGAGCACAUUGCCCCGCAAAAAAUGAUGCUCUACCCCGUCCUCAGCCUGGUCACCAUCAACAUCGUCACCAUCUUCAUCCGGGCCAUCAACAUGAUCUUGUUCCAGGACAGCAGGGUCUCCACCAUCUUUAUCGGCAAGAACAUCAUCGCGAUCGCCACCAAGGCGUGCACCUUCCUGGAGUACAAGCGGCAGGUGAAGGAGUUCCCGCAGAACGCCAUCGCCCUGGAGCUCCAGCAGAACUCCCUCUCGCACAACCAGACCAUCCACAGCGCACAGGGCAUCCCCCACGAGCCGUCGCCCACCAGCGAGAUCCUGGACACAUGAGGGGUGCCCCAGCCCAGCGUCGGUUCAGACGGCCCCGUGCCGAGCGGAAGAGGGAUGAUGCUGCUCUCCUGCUGCCCGGGGCAAGCACGACAGACGAAUCCCGGCAGUGAGGGCUCCUCUAGGCACAAAAACACCAACAGCGUUCUAAUUGAGCUAUGGAGUGUCCUCUAGACGUCUUCAUCUCAGGUACAACCCUAAGAGUCCUCCAGACAAACCAAAUGGACUUGCAAAGGACCUGAACCAGCUGACCCUCUCUCCCCCUCCUGCCACCAUCUCCCCUCCCGAGCAAAGACUGCUAAGGUUGCAACGUCCCUUUUUACUCCCCGAGCACCUCACCUUACUCCAAGCCUGGAUCGAAGAUUUUGUUACUGGAGACCUUUUUACGGGGUGGGGACAAGGGCAUAGGGGGGCAGACUGGGGGGGAGGGUGGGGCGUUUCAAGCAGUAAACCCUGUGAUCGUAGGUGUCUCUUAUCUCCAAUGGUUGUGUUUACAGUUUCCUAUUUAUAUCAGCUCCGGGGGCUCUCAGGCUGCCCUGUGGGCCAGCGUCCUCGAGGUGGGUGAGAGCAGGGAGCCCUGCAGUGGGGAGCGGGGCCGGGGCCGGCGUGGCUGCCCUGGCCCGGGCUGAGGAGGACUGAGCCUCCACCAGCACCCUGCACCAACUCUGCCAGGAGCAAUAUCUGACGAGCUAGAGCUAAUCUAAUGCUGGUGUUUUAUGUAUUUCAUCCACUCCAAACGACUCAGCACAAUAUUUCUAUUUUUAGAAGGGUCCCUCUCUCUCUCUCUCUCCCUGCCAUCGAGAGCCUCCCUGCCUGCAGCAGCCCGAGCAGCCUCCCCAGCCCCCGGCACUGCUGCUGGCAGGCAGGGGCACCCAGGAGGGAUUAGGAACAAGGAUGGCGAGGAUGCAUUUCACUCUGGCAUCAAGCAUUUAUAAAGAAGGCUGCUUUCCACAGCUACUAUAUUUUUAAAAUAAAUAUUAAAAAAGAAAAAAAAAACAAACAAACAAACCCCAAACAAAAAAACCCCACCAAACCCCAGAAAAGAGCCGGGAAGAAUGUGCUGCCCCUGGCAGGUGGCUGGGCUUGGGGCUGAGCUGGGCUGGGGUCUCCUCUGCAGGCGUGGGUGGUGCUGAGGGGCUCAGCCACGGGCAGCAGGGUGGGAGGCAAGGGCCAGCCGGACAAUAAAAGCCCCAUGAGAGCAACGGCUUCUGGUGGUCUCUUUUUGGCCAGCAUGGGGAGGGUGGGGCUCAGCUCUGGGACAGCCCAAGUCUCUGCUUCUGUCCACCUCCCCUGGGCUCUCAAGUGCCAUCCCGAGGUUCUGUGCCCUGCACUCACUGAGCAGCGGGCCCAGAAAGGAAAGGAAUCAUUUUUUCCAGCUGCAGUGCUGUCCCAGGGCUGCGUGCUUCUCUGCUGCCUGACCCUGGGGAGAGGCACAAGGAGACAAGCAGAAAACCUGCAUCUCAAACAUGUUGAAAUGAGAUAUUUUUGCUUUUUCUAAACAAAAUGUUGCAUUUUGAGGAGAUGGAAUAAAAUGCCUGGUGCUGUUUACAUUUCUCUCCCACAUUUUCCCCUGGCUCUGCUUACCGAAUUUGACCUAAAUCCACAAAUCAUUUCAGUUUCCAUCUUCUCAGCCCAUCACAAUCUGUCCAAAACACUUCAACCAUCCCUGAUCCAGACUUCCAAUUUUAGGACCAGGCAAUCACAGUCUUGCUUGGCCACCCUGUCACCCAGGGAUAACUCUAAUGUUAAUUAAAUCCACUGAGAAAUAAAACAAUAUCUUUGUCAGCAAAAGUGAGUUUGCAACAGAUUUAGCCAAUUGGAAAAGUUUCUUCCCCCUUUCCCUCAGGAAACAUGAGAGGAAGUGGGCAGGUGAUUUAAAAGGUAUUAGCAGAAAUUAAUUAAAUUGCUAAAUUAUUCUGGAAUACCUGUGGAAUUACAUAUUACAUCUCUGCUGGUUCCUUUAAAAUACAUGCAAUUAGCAUCAGUGCAAUUAACUCUCAAGUAUCUAAUAACGUUCUGCUGCUCUUUUAGGUAAUUAAUUUAUGAGCCUUUGUUUUAUAGUUCUUCCCCAGAAAUGAGCAGAGGAAAACCUUCAGGGAAACCUCUGGCAUGGUGCUGUGAACCCUGGAGGCUGGGACGUGCCAGCUGAGGCAGUGCCCAGCAUCAGUCUGAACCCUGAUGCAGAGAUCUUUUAUCCUGGGGAUGAAAUCAGUGGACUGGUGGGUUACUCUGAUGGGUGGGGUGUAUUUUUGUUCUGUUUCACCUCGACAGCUUGCCCUGCAUCCUUGUUUUACACUGGAAUGCAUUAAUAUUCCCUUGAGCCUGAGCUGUUGCUAAGAUUGCUUGGGGGUGUCUGGCUGUGCUCCCCGAAGGCAGCCUGCAUGGGAAGGGAUUAUUGCUUUAUCCUCUUGGUCCCAUAACUUCCAAGAAGGUUUAGGAGUCCCCACAGGUUUUUCUUGAGGUUGCAAGACCCUGCUUUCUACUGCUGACGUGAGGUUUUUGUCCUUGUGGAGUGGGGUGUCCCUGUGGAAGGGCUGCAGCAGGAGCUGCAGCAGGAGCAGAGGUUCUGGAGGUGAUGCUCACCUGGGAAGCACCACAUCAUUCCCAAACAGCCACAGGUGCUCAAAGCCCCCUCUGGUGAAGGGAGAGAGAAGAGGCUUUUCUCAUCUGCUGUUCAUCAUCCCCAGGGCCCCGUGUGCUUUGGUUCUGCCUCAGCAGCACAGCAACACCUUUCCCUCCAGAGCCACCUUGAAGCAGGAGUGACGAGCUGGCCCCUCCUCAGCAGCAGGGCCCAGGAAAGCUGGGGAGCAGGGAGGGCUGAGCUGCCUGGGCAAGGCAGAGAGCCAGAGCAGCCAGCAGCACCCCUGGGACAUGGUGACAGCCCGGCAAUGGCAGCACUGCAGCUGCUCUGCCCGCUGCCUGCUCAGGGGGUGCCUCUUCCCCAAAAUCCAGCCCUGCCAGCACAGACAAGACUCCCGGGAGCCACGGAACCAGCAGGAGGGUUGGCACAGUGGCUGGGCAGGGUGGCUGGCUCCAGGCAGGCAGCCUGGCUGGUUGUUAGGGAAAGGUGAUAUUUUGCUGUGGGCAAUGAGAACUAAAGGAAACAAUUAAAACUAAAUAGGCUGGAACCGAGCAAUUUUUCAGCUUUCCGCUGAGAAGAAAAAGAGCUCCUUUGUGAACAGUGGAAUCCUCCUGGCAAGCUGUAGGAUCCCACCUGAUGAAGCAAAAGCUGCACAAUUGCAAUGCAGAAGGGAUCCCUGUGCUCCAGUGGAAAAUCCACGGGGGUGGUGUCCCUUGCUGCCACCAGAACCAGGCCACUAGCACAAGGCAGCCGUGUCCUUGGCAGGGGAGGCUGGUGGUGCUUUGGGGACGAGGCUGGUGCUGUCCUACCUAUUACCAACCCACUGGUCAGUGCUGAGGCUACUCCUCCUUCCAAGUGACAACCCCUAGAGGAGCCAGGUCCACCCUGUAGUUUGCAGGGCAUGACAGAGUCGUGGCAUCCUCUGGGGAUGCAAAACCUGAGCCCCCUGAGCCUUUCCGUCAGGCUGGUCCCAAGGGUCAGCAAACUGGCCAGCCCUGCCAGGCACAGAGGAGCUGACAUGGCCUGCUGGCAAUGGCAGAGGCCUGGACCAUACCCACUCGUGUCCCAGGCAUUGUGGCACUGCAGAACAGGAGCUCCCAGGUGGAGCAAAGCAAGCCAUGCAGGCUGUUAGAAUGCAUCUAGCCCAGACAGGACCUGGGUCCUGUCCUGCUGUGCAAAAUUUGGGCAAAGUGGCAGCAAAGGGCUUGAACUGCUGCAUGCCUGGCACCGUGUGUGGAAAGAGCCCAGAGCCAGCUCCUGUGCCCCAACAGCUCGUGGUACCUGCAGUACCUCCUGGCUGCCUUGGGCUGAACCACAGGUUUUUACCCUCCUGGAGCUCACACGCAGCCCAGGGCAGCCCAAGCCUCUUGCUGCUGCAUUCAGCUGUGUGCUGGGGGGGUGCUGAGCGGGGCUCGACUCGUGGCUUUUCUUUCCCAAGGUCCUGGCAGCUCUCAGUGUCCUGCUUGUCCUCACCUCCUUUUGGCAGGUGAAAAUCUCUGAUGCUGCAGCCUCUGGGCAAGGCUGGAGGGGGGUUCAGUCACUGAGCUCAAAGUGCCCCACGGUUCUGCCACCAGAUUCUCCACGUGAGCACGGCUCUGGUGACUUUACAGGGCCCAAAAGGGCUUGGGAGGAUGUGGGAAAAGAAAUCCACCCACCAGGGCCAUGCAGCACGAGGAUGGACUCUGCAGUGCCACCCGGUGCAGCUCCAUGCGCUGUCACCUGGAACCAUACAUAAAUAAGGAUUUUUUCCCCUUUGGGUCAGUCUGGGUUAAGUCGAUGAGCAGAGACAGACUGAACUUUCAUGCCAGUAACUGUUCUCUUCCCGCCUGUCCCAGAUUUGCUUCACUUUUUUAGCUCAGGCCAAUGCUGCAAUAGAAAACAUGGGGCAGGUGUUGAGAGCACCUUGACAGCAAUUCCCAUCCUCCUAAAUUCCUCCUGCCCAGGAGCUGAGGCAAAAGUUUGAGUUUCACAUCAAUUUAAUCCUAACUGAAUGUCCUGAAUUCUUCACUUGUGUCUGGUUUUUAGGUCUGGCAUCCUUGAAGAACAGUAUCCAUUUAAAUUGCUGAUUUGGGCUUGCUCAUUUAAUUUCAUCUUAAUAAAGAUUUUAUGUGGUUUUGACAUA